Echinops telfairi (small Madagascar hedgehog) is the source of this 804-nucleotide messenger RNA. RefSeq names its product chromosome unknown C4orf33 homolog (gene CUNH4orf33). The coding region runs from base 1 to 606 and encodes 201 amino acids. NCBI's taxonomy places the organism in Eukaryota, Metazoa, Chordata, Mammalia, Afrosoricida, Tenrecidae. The record is from RefSeq and is a predicted model, not a curated record. The transcript has 5 exons.
AUGGAUUUUAAAAUUGCACACACUUGGGAUGGCUUCCCAGUGAAGCAUGAGCCGGUGUUAGUCCGCCUGCGUCCAGGUGACACAGGAGUGAUGAUGGAAAUCAGUGCUCCAUUUUUCAAUGAUCCUCCGGCCCCUCUUGGAGACCCAGGAAAGCCUUUCAAUGAACUGUGGAAUUAUGAAGUUGUGGAAGCAUUUUUUCUGAAUGACGAAACUGAGCAGUAUUUAGAAGUUGAGCUUUGUCCCCAUGGGCAGCAUUUGGUGCUUUUACUCUCUGGAAGAAGGAAUGUUUGGAAACAAGGACUUGCUUUAUCAUUCAAAGUAUCCAGAGGAGAGACAAAAUGGGAAGGAAAAGUAUGUCUUCCUUGGUGUUAUUUUCCACCAAAUGUCACAAAAUUCAAUUCAUUUGCAAUUCAUGGAACAGAAGAUAGAAGAAGUUAUGAAGCACUUUACCCUGUACCACAGCAAGACCUGCAACGAGGACAAAAACCUGAUUUCCAUCGUCUGGAAUACUUCAAGCCUUUCAACUUUAACACACUGUUUGGAAAAGAAUGGAAACAGCCGGAAUCAGACCUGUGGCUAAUAGGGAAGCCCGAUAUACAGGAGUAGAGUAGAAAACCAUAUCAAUCAUUUUUUCUCAUGCUUCUUAAAGUAAACAAAUAAUAAACAUCAAUCUCUUUCAAGGCUUCAUGAACACAUUUCAACCACAAAUAUUUUUAUAGAUGUCACUGAAAAUAUAAUCUCUAUAUGGAAAAUUGUAUGUGAAUUAAUAAGCAAAUACAUUUUAUACAUGAUUUUAUCCAUUAA